Naumovozyma dairenensis CBS 421 is the source of this 996-nucleotide messenger RNA. It is a transcript of the gene TDA5, whose product is annotated as Tda5p. The record is from RefSeq and is a predicted model, not a curated record. The transcript is spliced from 2 exons. The coding region runs from base 1 to 996 and encodes 331 amino acids. Gene Ontology annotation, molecular function: oxidoreductase activity, acting on the CH-OH group of donors, NAD or NADP as acceptor. NCBI's taxonomy places the organism in Eukaryota, Fungi, Ascomycota, Saccharomycetes, Saccharomycetales, Saccharomycetaceae.
AUGAAUGUGGAUACCAUUUUUCACUAUUUAAUAAUACCGUUGAUCAGGUUCCCUGGGCUAGUAGUUCCUUUCCUUCCUUCGCUCGGUAUUUAUACUUGGAGAACAUGGUUAUUCUUAUGUGGAGUAUAUUCGCUUUCAUUUGAAUCCUUGUUAAGAUUAAAUAGUUUCUUUAAAACCAAAGGUAGCCGUAGAUGGUUGCCCAUUGAUGAGUUGGAAAGUCCAUAUGCAGUUAUUACUGGUGGUAGCAAUGGAUUAGGUCACUCUAUCAUACUUGAGCUAUUAUCAAAAUUUCCCAGGUUGAAAAUAAUCAAUGUUGAUUUAAGUCCGUUUCCUGGAGGAAACGAGAAUGUCCUUGGCUUUCAUUGCAACUUGGCUGAUGUAAAAGAUGUCGAAUUGACGUUACAAAAUAUCAAACAAAGGUACGGGAAACAGAUAUGUCUUUUAAUUAAUAAUGCUGGAACAAGAAUGAAGUUCAAAGAAUUUAAGAAUUUGGAUCCCUCAAUUCUUCAAGAUAUAAUGCAAGUUAAUGCAUUGUCACCUGUACGAUUUAUUCAAGAACUUGCGCCUGAGAUUGAUUCUGAUCAACAAUGUUACAUUGUUAAUGUAGCGAGCACACUAGGGAUAUUAACUCCAGUGAAAGUGGCUGGUUAUUCAGCUAGUAAAGCUGCAUUAAUAGCAUUCCAUCAAUCGUAUUCCUUUGAACUCCAGAUGAGAGGGGUAUCCAAUAUCCGUACUCUAUUGAUUAUUCUAGGACAAUUGAAUACAACAAUGUUUGGUGGAUUUGAACCGCCUAGACAAUUUUUUGCGCCGAUAGUCUCUACAGAAUCAGUUGCUCAGAAAAUUGUUAGGAAAUGUCAAGUUGGUGAACGAGGUGAAAUUAAUGAACCGUUUUAUUCAAAUUGGGCCCAUAUUCUUAUGAAUAUGCCAUUUAUGAUCCAAACCCUUGUUCGAAAGCUAGCAAAGAUAGAUGAUUGUCUUCCUACUGAAGGCUCCUAA